GGGGGGAGAAGGGGAGAAAAAAAUAGUAGCCAUUUUUACAUUGUUUUGUAUAGUAUUUAUUGAUUCAGGAAACACACAAAAUUCUGAAUAAAAUUACUUGGAAACUGCCUGUUCGGGCUUCUCAUUUCUUCCCCGUCCCACCUGCUAUGGGGUAUAUAUUCUCCCCCUACCAGUUAACAUUUACCCUUUUGUUGCUUGGCUACAAUGGUUGUACUGAAUAGUGUGACCUUUCUGUAAGGAGGUGGGCCAUCAUCAUCACAAGUGCCUCACAUGUCUCAAGAGGAAGUGAUGGAGGGAGAAAUGGGACUGGCAACUUGAUUUUUACAUUGAACGUUUUCUGGGUUUCUCUGGAAACGAGGUUGCUUCUCAACUGGUUCUGUAAUCACUUGCACAACUGUUGGGUUUUGCUAAGGUAGACAAAUGGGUCCCCAAGGGUCAACUGCUUCAAACUCCUCCCAACUCAUUCUCCCUACAUUAAUCUGGUAACUCCCUUCAGUGAAGCCAGGGCCAAUCAUCUAAUGACAAAAAGUGACUAAGAGAUUGGUGGCUGGGGCUGAGGUGCCUGAGUCAGGUUGGGGGGUAGGAUUAUUUUAAAUUAUAGGAAGUUAAAGACUUUCAUUUCCUCCUUUUCUAAAAGAAAGCAGGGAAUAGGGUAGACUGGGUGAGCAGCCAGUACUGACAACCUAGAAAGAACUCUGGGUGAGGCUGUUCCGCCAUGAGGCUUGCUGUGCUUUUCUUGGAGGCCUUGCUGGGGCUACUAGCAGCCCAGGGGACGGGGAAUGACUGUCCUCAUAAAAAAUCUGCCACUCUGCUGCCAUCCUUCACGGUGACACCUACAGCCACAGAAGGCACAAGUAGCCCCGGAACAACCAGCCACAGAACUACCAAGAGCUACAGAACCACCACCACAGGCACCAGCUACAGAACCACCACCACAGGCACCAGCCAUAGAACUACCACCACAGGCACCAGCCAUGGACCCACAACAGCCACUCACAAUCCUGUCAGCACAACAAGUCAUGGAAAUGCUACAGUUCAUCCAAGCAACAGCACUACCACCAGUCCAGGAUCUUUUACAAGUUCCCCCCAUCCAGGACCACCUCCACCCUCUCCAAGUCCUAGCCCAGGCUCCAAGGCGGCUAUAGGAGACUACACUUGGACUAAUGGUUCCCUGCCCUGCGUCCAUCUACAAGCCCAGAUUCAGAUUCGAGUUCUGUACCCAAUCCAAGGUGGAGGAGAGGCCUGGGGCAUCUCUGUACUGAACCCCAACAAAACCAAGGCCCAGGGAGGCUGUGAGGGUGCCCAUCCCCACUUGCUUCUCUCAUUCCCCUAUGGACAGCUCAGCUUUGGAUUCAAGCAGGAACCACUGCAGAGCAUUGUUUACCUGAACUAUAUGGCUUUGGAGUACAAUGUGUCUUUCCCACAAGCAAUACAGCGGACAUUCUCAGUUCAGAAUUCAUCUCUUCAAGAACUCCAAGCCCCUUUGGGCCAGAGCUUCAACUGCAGAAAUGCAAGCAUCAUUCUUUCACCAGCUUUCCACCUCGACCUGCUCUUCCUGAAACUACAAGCUGCUCGCCUACCCCCUACAGGAGCCUUUGGGCCAAGUUUCUCUUGUCCCAGUGACCAAUCCAUAUGGCUGCCUCUUAUCAUCGGCCUGAUCAUCCUCGGCCUCCUCAUGCUGGUGCUUGUUAUCUUUUGCAUCUUACGGAGACGUCAACCCGCCUACCAGCCUCUCUGAGCAUUUGUCCCAACACCCAGGGCACCACUCAACUGACCCAAAGUUUUCUCCCUUCCCUUUGUCUUGAAGAACAAAAGCAAAGAUAAUGCAAUUGGGAGAACUGAGGGGAGAUGUUCAUUAAACUCGACAUUCCCCCUCCCCCAUUCCCAGUGGGAGAAUAGUAAAACCUACUCAAGUCUUCAUUUUUGGUUUUCCUUGUCCUUCCUGCCAAGAUUAAAAGCCCUGAGUUUGUCAAAAUCCUUUCUGUGCCUUACGUGGUUGAGUCUUCGGGAGCUGGUGAGGAGGGAUGAGAAUGACAGUGUGUGACCAAAUACACUCAUAGGGUCAUCCCCCAAAGACUGGUGCGGCUGGUGUUGGUUGAAUCUUCCUUGCCUCCUCCCUUCCUUGUUCUGGGGGCCCCUGGCUGCUCCAACGCCUCCUUCCCUCCAAUCCAG
Miniopterus natalensis is the source of this 2172-nucleotide messenger RNA. RefSeq names its product CD68 molecule (gene CD68). Lineage: Eukaryota; Metazoa; Chordata; Mammalia; Chiroptera; Miniopteridae. Gene Ontology annotation, cellular component: lysosomal membrane; late endosome membrane; plasma membrane. Gene Ontology annotation, biological process: establishment of protein localization to organelle. The record is from RefSeq and is a predicted model, not a curated record.